Messenger RNA from Gambusia affinis (western mosquitofish), 3617 nucleotides. RefSeq names its product leiomodin 1b (smooth muscle) (gene lmod1b). The transcript is spliced from 3 exons. The coding region runs from base 225 to 2192 and encodes 655 amino acids. Lineage: Eukaryota; Metazoa; Chordata; Actinopteri; Cyprinodontiformes; Poeciliidae. Gene Ontology annotation, cellular component: striated muscle thin filament; myofibril. Gene Ontology annotation, biological process: pointed-end actin filament capping; muscle contraction; myofibril assembly. Gene Ontology annotation, molecular function: actin binding; tropomyosin binding. The record is from RefSeq and is a predicted model, not a curated record.
UGUCCCAGCCUCACAGUCCACUUUGAUGAUGGGAGCCUCUUGCAGUCCAUCACUGGUACCCCUCACUGCAGCACUGAGUGCAGGAUUGAUGCCUUCGCUGGCUUUUUGGUGAUCAGGAUCCAGCAGGACAUAUUGGAAUAUUGUAGAAGAGCACCAUCCUGACCAAAGAGUAAAACGUUUACCCUGUGGUGCAUUAAGUUAUUCUGGAGAACUCCAGGCCAGAGAUGUCCAGGCGAAAGGUGAGGGGACUGACCUGUACAGGUCGGCAGGUCAGUGAGGACCCAGAUCUGGACAACCUGCUCUCCACUCUCUCCCCUGAGGAGAUGGAGGAGCUGGACAAGGACCUGAUGAGUGUUCCAGACAUCAGAGCAGAAGACGGGAAGAUCAUCGUCACCCAGGGGGAAAGCCACCCAGCUCUGAGCAAUAACAUCCAGGACUCGACAAAACGAAGCUGCCCCAGAGGGAGGCUCGGUCAGAGAGAGCAGUCAUUUGAGGGAGAACCAAAGAAAGAGAGCCGCAAGCAGGAAUACCUGAGGAAGAUGGGCCUCAGCCAGGAAGGCGACGAUGAUACAAAAGUAGGGGUACGAAGACGGUCUAGUGUGACGACUGACAGAGAUGCCAAGAUGGAGGACAGAAACAGCAAAGGAUCUGAAAGUGUGAAGGAAGAGCGAAGCUGGCGUUCGAGUAGAUACAGCAGGAGGGUCGAGAGUGAUGCAAAGGAGGAUCUAAAUGAGAAAGAGAAAUGUGAGGAUUACAGGUCAAAAGACAGGAGGGAAAACAGAGAAAGCACAGGAAGCAAGACAAAGGAAAUGAUCUCCAAAUUACAGGAAAAAAAAGAUGAGAACAAAGAGAAAGAAAAGAGAGAGGACUGCAGGAAAAGAGAUGAUAGUAAAACCAAAGAUAUCAUCUCAAGGCUCCGUGAAAAGAGCGAAAAGGAUGCUGGAAAGGAAAGGGAACAAAAAUUUGAGAACAUCCGGACACAGGGGCUUGUCUCGAAAAUGGUCGAGAAACAGGCCAAAGCACCUGAGAGCCAAUCCCAAGAGACUAAAAAAGCAGAAGGUAAAAACAAGCCUGAAGCCAACAAGCUAGCUGACAAAUCUGAGGAGCAGGUGACACAGAACAAGGCAGAAGUCAGAACAGACAGGGAAGAGCUGGUUAACCACAAUGAACAUGUGAAAGAGAAAUACAGAAAGGUCAGUACUGAUAUGAAAGCCGAAGAGAAAAAGGAAAAAGAUGACACUAAAGAAAGACUUAAUAAUGCAGAGGAAAAACCAAAACUUGGAAACUGUGUGGCCAAAAACAGCCCAAGUAGCAAGACCAAGCAGGAGGAAGAGGAAGAUGAAGACUCAAGCAUGUUCGAUGAGCUGAUGGAGCAAGUCCAUAGCAACGACCCCUCUCUCACUGAACUCAACGUCAACAACUCGGAGGUCAUCAAGGCAAAAACACUCAUCGAGUUUGCACAGGGCUUGCACAGCAACACCCACGUGAAGACGUUUGCGUUGGCCAACUGUCGAGCAGAUGACCACGUGGCUUACGCCAUCGCUGCCAUGCUGCGUAGCAACAAGACCAUCACCAGCAUCAACCUGGACUCCAACCAUCUCACCGGCAAGGGCAUCUUAUCUCUGAUCCAGUCACUGCAGUACAACGCCACGCUGACGGAGCUUCGAUUUCAGAACCAGCGCCACAUAUGCGGCGGGAAGACUGAGAUGGAGAUGAUCAAGAUCCUGAAGGACAACACCACACUGCUCAAACUGGGCUACCACUUUGAGUUGGCAGGGCCGAGGAUGACCACCACCAACAUCCUGAGUCGCAACAUGGACAGACAGAGACAGAGGCGCCUGCAGGAGCAGAAGCAGGCCCAGGCCAACGGUGAGAAAAAAGGGACCCUAGAGGUGCCCAAAACAGGAGGUGGAGGGUCUUUGAAGAGUUCGCCAAAGUCUUCCCCAAAACCCUCUCCAAUUCCUUCACCCAUGCCUUCCCCUAAGCUGACUCUCAAAAAACGAGCUGGAGGUUCUGCUCCUCUACCACCUCCUCCUCCUCCAGGUGGUGGACCGCCUCCUCCUCCACCUCCCAUGAUGGAUGGAGACCGCUCUUCUGGUGGCAAGAACUCAAGGGACCAACUACUAGCCUCGAUCAGAGGAAGCAACAUCAAGCAGCUAAAGAAGGUGCCAGUACCAAAAUGGCUGCAGUAACACUUCCUGAUGGAAAAUUCAGAGGACAUAAAGAGAGGGAGAACACACAUCUCAUCACAGGAGAUAAACGUCCUUGAUGAAGAACAGUGCAUCAGGAAGGAGGGGGAAAUGUGAGCUUUUUGCCCUCUUUGAGAUUUCUCCCCCCAAACACUGGACCAAAGGGACUCUGUGGAGAAUAAGUGAUGCAGGUCCCUACAGAAAGUGCCAUGAAGUGUUGCCUUUUCAGUUCAUAUUGAUGCUUUUGUUGCACUAUAAUAUAUGAAGCUGAUCAUAUAACAUGUUGGUGUGUGCAGUGGAUUUCACAGGUUUACACAGCCUUAUUAAAAUUGUAUUUUUUUGUAGAAAAAUAAGAAAAUAAUGAGAAAUCAUUUCAAAUUGUUUUCCACUUUUAUUGUGACAUAACCUUUGCAAAUAAAAUGAAAUCAAACUUUGGACAGAAUAUGGAUCACGUUUAUAGAUGUCUACAAAAUACUAAAUAAGUACACACUAAACAAAACCAAUAUAUAAACAGAAUAUUUUAUUUAAAUUGCAUCAAGCUGUCCACCUCCAUUGCAAAACUUUAAUGAUCUACCAGAUUGUCCACAAAUGUACUCCUUAACACAGAUAUAUGAUAACAUGUCACAUUAAAGGUAGUAAACAUUUUGAACUGAUCCAUCAUGGUCUCUUCUUUUUUAUUUACAAAUAAAUCCAGUGUAUUUAAAGAGGGCUCUGUAAACCUCUAUUUGAUCCACUGUAUAUGAGUUAAGUUGAGUGAGGCGGGAGCAUGGGAUGAGUUUAGUUUCAAAUAACUAUAAAUAUAUUGCUUAAAUAAAAGUUUAUCACUGAUGUACUGAACAUUAAUUUGACCCCUUAUUUAUUAGUGGAGGACCCACAGCUGUAGGUGUGUUCAACUGGGUGGAAAUAUCAGGGAAUUAACAAACACAGAACAAACCUUCCGCAAAUCUGAAUACCAAAACUAAACCAAACAAAACAAGAUCAUGAACACCUUUUUAUUUUUUGUGUCAUGUCUUUUUUAAAAACAUCUCAGACAGUCCAGAGAAGUCCUAAAACAUAAUGAGGGAUUUUUACAAUGGAAAUAAUUGCAUAUUGCCAUUUAUCAGACAGAGUGAAUGGUCCUAUAGUGUCUGCUAUAUUUUAUAGAGAAUCAUUCUAGCCUGGCUGUUUUGUUAUCUGACUAAACUUUCUUUUACUAUUGCUUCAUGUCUUAACCUUUUACUGGUUUAAACUUUAAUCUAAAUAUCAGCCUGAGCAGAACUUGACACUAUGUGGCGAGCUAAAGUCAGAGCUAUCUGAAGAUAAACACACGCGUCUCUUUACACAUGUGUCUUUGACAGAGCCUGUAUGCCUUUAUGAAAAGAUUCUGGUAUGUUUGUGAGUGUAAAAAUAUGUCUGCCUGAUGUAUGAAAUAAAUAUGAAUGAAUUUUG